This is a messenger RNA of Dacryopinax primogenitus, 774 nucleotides long. RefSeq names its product SH3-domain-containing protein. The record is from RefSeq and is a predicted model, not a curated record. Gene Ontology annotation, cellular component: ESCRT-0 complex. The transcript is spliced from 2 exons. The coding region runs from base 1 to 774 and encodes 257 amino acids. Gene Ontology annotation, biological process: protein transport to vacuole involved in ubiquitin-dependent protein catabolic process via the multivesicular body sorting pathway. Lineage: Eukaryota; Fungi; Basidiomycota; Dacrymycetes; Dacrymycetales; Dacrymycetaceae. Gene Ontology annotation, molecular function: protein binding.
AUGGCAGCACCUUACAUAGAACAUAUCGUCUCCCGCAUCAAAGCCGACUUAGACUUCCUCGAAUCCCAGUCGCUCAUCACCAGGGCUGACAAGGACGCCGCUCUUGCCCGCCUUCCCACCGCUGACGUCCGGUCUGUCGAUAGUAAGCUGAGCAACCUCACCCUCUCCUCCGCUACCAACAACAACCCAGGGCAGCGUACCAUGCCCGCCCGGCCGGGGUCAGUGAUGCCCCCUCCCCCUCCUCCUAGAGCGCAAGCGAAGGCCAACUGGGCGUACAACUCUGGUGAUCCCCAGGACCUCGUCUUCCAGGAAGGAGACGUGAUCGAUAUUGUAGAAGAGACGAAUGGGGACUGGUGGAAAGGCCGGUUGAACGGGCGUGAAGGCCUGCUCCCAGCGAAUUAUAUGACCAAGCUACCACCCGCACCGGUGCGCUCGCCCAACCCACCUGCGUACACUCCCGACCGGACGGUAUACGCCCCUCCCCCCUCAGAGCCAAAGCAGUACUACCCACCCACGGGCAACCCUCCCUGGGCCCAACAGCCGCCCCAACCCAGCUGGCAACAGCCCCCUCAGCCUACAUGGCAGCAGCCCCCGCCCCAACCCAGCUGGCAGCAACAGCCUCCCCCUCCCCAGCCGCAGCCUGUUCAGCAGGACCCGCCCAAACAGAGCAGGUUUGGCGGGUUGGGACAGGUGAUGGCUACUAGUGCUGCUGGAGGUCUUGGGUUCGGAGCUGGGGCGGCUAUUGGAGGGGAUUUGGUUAAUGCUAUCUUUUAG